AUGUCUGUCGUUUCGCUCCUUGGCGUACGAGUCAUCAACAACCCAGCGCCGUUCCUCGCUCCCUAUGAAUUCGAAAUCACCUUUGAAUGUCUUGAACAACUGCAAAAAGAUCUGGAAUGGAAACUCACCUACGUCGGCUCCGCCACUUCAUCGGAACAUGACCAAGAGCUCGAUUCUCUAUUAGUCGGCCCAAUACCCGUUGGCGUCAACAAAUUCAUCUUCGAAGCAGACCCUCCAGACCUCAAAAGAAUCCCAACAUCCGAAAUAUUGGGCGUGACUGUGAUACUUCUCACAUGCAGCUAUGAUGGUCGAGAGUUCGUUCGCGUUGGAUACUACGUGAACAACGAAUAUGACUCCGAGGAACUGAACGCUGAACCUCCCGCCAAACCCAUCAUUGAGAAAAUUCGCCGUAAUGUACUGGCAGAGAAACCCAGAGUUACGCGGUUUGCCAUCAAAUGGGACUCUGAGGACUCAGCACCAGCUGAAUACCCACCAGAUCAACCAGAAGCAGACGCGUUAGACGAUGAUGGAACAGCCUACGGAGCCGAGGAAGCCGAGCUCGAAAACGCUCUGCUAAAGGAAUUGCAGGAGGUGGAGGAACUGCAUGCCGCAGGAGCUGCGCCCGGUGAGGACCACGAGAUGUGCGACUCAGCAGACCUAGUUGGUCCUGCUAGAGAGGAAGAAGGCGAAGAAAACGAUGAUUCGGAUGCUGGAAGUGAAGAUCUGGAAGCUGAGAGCAGUGGUAGUGAUGACGAGGAGGACGAGGAUGAGGGCGCAGAAGGCGAUGGAGACGACGAUGUUGAGAUGGGUGAUGAUACGGAGCAAAAGUCGGACGGUAAUCAGUCGAAUCACAUGGAGGAUCAACGCCAGCAGGCACAGCCGGAGCUGAUGGUUCAUUGA
Messenger RNA from Paracoccidioides brasiliensis Pb18, 900 nucleotides. RefSeq names its product histone chaperone asf1. Gene Ontology annotation, molecular function: histone binding. Gene Ontology annotation, biological process: nucleosome assembly; nucleosome disassembly; DNA replication-dependent chromatin assembly. The record is from RefSeq and is a predicted model, not a curated record. Bases 1 to 900 code for a protein of 299 amino acids. The transcript is spliced from 4 exons. Gene Ontology annotation, cellular component: nucleus.